ACCUUACACACGACAUAGUCCAUAUCCAGACACAUUAUAUACAGACAAACUCAAUCAUCAAAAUGCCUUCAAGCACAAGAAUUAUGGCACCUCAGAUCAAGAAGACAGGAAGGAAAAUCAAAGCCAGAAAUACUCCUGCUGAAAAACUUCCAAUUUAUGAGCCGAACAUCCCAGAGCCGACGUCCCGAGAUGAGCUGCUCAAAUACUGGCUCAACAUUUCAUUGGAUGAAAGAACUGCCAACAAAGUGCUGUGGUUGACCGAGGGCGGGGCUAAAGUGUCCCGUAUGACAGAUGAGGUGUGUCCUUACCUGGACAGGCCAGAGAGAUUUGACCACAGUCCUCAGGUGCUGUGUAAGGAGUCUAUCUGGGCGUCGCGCUGUUAUUGGGAGGUGCUGUACUCCGGCUGGGUGGUUAUAGGAGCAGCAUAUGAGAGUGCUGGGAGGAAGGCAGGCGAUGGUCCUUGUGGCCUCGGGGAGAACGAGGAGUCGUGGGGUUUGGGUUGGGCUGGAUCCUGCUAUGAAGCCUGGCAUAAAGGAACCAGCAGCAGGGUGUCAGACGUGCCUCAGUGCUGCACUAUAGGGGUGUAUGUGGAUCAGCCCGCGGGUCUGCUCUGUUUCUACACCGUGGAGACAGAUGAAGAUUCAAAGAAAAAAGAAGUCAAACUUCUUCACAGGUUUAAAAAUCCUAUAAAGGAGACAGUUCUGCCAGGUUUCUGGGUGGGAAGACAGUCCUCUUGCUUAAUACUCAAGAAAGAGGAAUGAGGUAGAGACAAGUAAUACCGUGGCUUGUAUUUUAUUUUACACUGUAAAACCUCUUAUUAUGACUUUAUAUUUGAAAUGACUGUUUCUGUUUGAAAUUAAGAUACUGUUUGAAAUCUGUUUUUCAUUAUAUAGUCUACUAAUGCC
Carassius carassius (crucian carp) is the source of this 905-nucleotide messenger RNA. Its product is annotated as tripartite motif-containing protein 16. Gene Ontology annotation, molecular function: protein binding. The coding region runs from base 63 to 761 and encodes 232 amino acids. The transcript has 5 exons. Lineage: Eukaryota; Metazoa; Chordata; Actinopteri; Cypriniformes; Cyprinidae. The record is from RefSeq and is a predicted model, not a curated record.